ACCACCAACCAUCGAGUGUUAAGAACAAUGGCCAAACUUGCACUUUUUGCCCUCACCUUCACGGCCCUCAUAGCGUUUUCGGCCGUUUCGGCCUAUAGAACCACCAUCACCACCAACACCGUGCAGGACAAUGAUAUCAUUGCGAUUUGGGACAGCCUGGACAACCCUCAAGAGCAAUGCCGCAGCCAGGUCUCGAUCAAGCAGCUGAACCAUUGCCAGAUGCACCUCACUCAGGGGAUCAUGAACCCCCGGAGACCGUUUCAGAAAGAGCAGCAACACCUACAACAGUGUUGUAGCCAGCUAAAGCAAGUGAAUCCUCAGUGCCAGUGCGAUGCAAUCCAGCAGGUGCUUACCCAAGCCCGGCAACAAAGUGGACUACAGACCGUUCCACAAAUUGAAAGUAAGGCUCAGAGGCUCACCAACGACUGUGGACUCGAAGUCCAGCACUGCCAACUUGCAGUCCCAAUGGUUGAGUUUUAAACAAGAUGGAUCUUGUUUUAUGUCCUAAGAAUAAUAUUGAUUGCCGUUACAAGCUUUUUCGCUUGUGAUCGAUGUGUUGCGGUCGAGUUCCAACUUGUAAUAAAACACACACCCGUGUGUGUGCGUAUAGUCGUAUGCUAAUGUAUUGAUCUCAUUAUGCU
Molecule: messenger RNA, 641 nt
Organism: Helianthus annuus (common sunflower)
Lineage: Eukaryota; Viridiplantae; Streptophyta; Magnoliopsida; Asterales; Asteraceae
Product: 2S seed storage protein-like
Exons: 1
Coding region: 28-480 (150 amino acids)
Molecular function (GO): nutrient reservoir activity
Source: RefSeq, a predicted model, not a curated record